CUGAACCAGAAGAAUAUGACACUGAGCAAUCGGUGCCAGGUGUUUGAUCGUUUCCAGGACACCAUUUCACAGCAUGUCGUCAAAGUGGACUUCCUGAACCGAAUCCAUAAGAAGCACCCUCCUAACCGCCGUGUGCUCCAGUCAGUCAAAAGAAGAAGCUUGAAGGUUCCUGAUGCUAUAAAAUCUCAGUACCAGUUUCCGCCCCCUCUAAUUGCACCUGCGGCCAUUCGGGAUGGGGAGCUGAUCUGCAACGGGAUCCCUGAGGAAUCACAGGCGCACCUUUUGAACUCUGAGCACUUAGCCACCCAGGCAGAGCAACAAGAGUGGCUCUGUAGUGUUGUUGCGCUCCAGUGCAGCAUAUUGAAACAUUUAUCUGCUAAGCAGAUGCCUUCGCAUUGGGACUCUGAACAGACAGAGAAGGCUGAUAUUAAGCCUGUUAUUGUGACUGACAGCUCAAUCACCACCUCCCUGCAAACUGCUGACAAGGCACCUACACCUUCCCACUACCCCUUGUCCUGCCCCUCAGGGAUUAGCACCCAGAAUUCCCUGAGCUGCUCUCCACCUCACCAGCCCCCAGCCAUAGAGGACAUCAGCUGCAGUUCUUGUGCAGAAAAAUCCAAGAGAGCUCCUUGUGGGACUGCCAAUGGGCCAGUGAACACAGAGGUGAAAGCCAAUGGCCCACACCUAUACAGCAGCCCCACUGAUUCCACGGACCCCCGGCGACUUCCAGGCGCCAAUACCCCCCUACCAGGCCUUUCACACCGGCAAGGCUGGCCCCGGCCCCUCACGCCACCAGCCGCUGGGGGCCUUCAGAACCACACCGUUGGCAUCAUUGUGAAGACGGAGAAUGCCACUGGUCCCAGCUCUUGCCCCCAAAGGAGUUUGGUUCCUGUCCCAAGCCUGACCCCUUCCAUUCCCAGCUCUUGUGCCAGCAUUGAGAACACCAGCACUUUGCAAAGAAAGACUGUCCAAUCACAGAUAGGACCUCCGUUGACAGAUUCAAGGCCUCUGGGUUCACCCCCAAAUGCCACCCGGGUGCUCACUCCCCCCCAAGCAGCAGGAGAUAGUAUCUUGGCCACAGGAGCCAACCAACGAUUCUGCUCACCAGCGCCAUCAUCAGAUGGCAAGGUCAGCCCCGGCACGUUAUCCAUAGGAAGCGCUUUAACCGUACCCUCUUUCCCAGCCAACUCUACUGCCAUGGUGGACCUCACCAACUCACUUCGAGCAUUUAUGGAUGUCAAUGGAGAAAUCGAGAUAAAUAUGCUGGACGAGAAGCUGAUCAAGUUUCUGGCCUUGCAGAGAAUACAUCAGCUUUUCCCCUCCCGGGUCCAAACUUCACUGGGCAGUGUUGGGACACAUCCACCGGCUUCCGGAGGGCACCACACAGAAGUGCAAAGGAAGGAGGUACAGGCCCGAGCUGUGUUCUACCCCCUCUUAGGGUUGGGAGGAGCUGUGAACAUGUGCUAUCGAACCCUCUACAUCGGGACAGGAGCUGACAUGGAUGUGUGCCUUACAAACUAUGGUCACUGUAACUACGUGUCGGGGAAACAUGCCUGCAUAUUCUAUGAUGAGAAUACCAAACAUUAUGAGCUGUUAAACUACAGUGAGCAUGGAACAACGGUGGACAAUGUGCUGUAUUCAUGUGACUUCUCUGAGAAGACCCCGCCAACACCCCCAAGCAGUAUUGUUGCCAAAGUGCAGAGUGUCAUCAGGCGUCGCCGGCACCAGAAACAAGAUGAAGAGCCAAGUGAGGAGGCAGCCAUGAUGAGUUCCCAGGCCCAGGGGUCCCAGCGGAGACCCUGCAAUUGCAAAGCCAGCAGCUCAAGCUUGAUUGGGGGCAGUGGGGCCGGCUGGGAGGGUACGGCCUUACUACACCAUGGCAGCUACAUCAAGCUGGGCUGCCUGCAGUUUGUCUUCAGCAUCACUGAGUUUGCGACCAAACAGCCCAAAGGCGAUGCCAGUCUGCUGCAGGAUGGGGUACUGGCUGAGAAGCUGUCUCUCAAGCCCCACCAGGGCCCUGUGCUGCGUUCCAACUCCGUUCCCUAGGGCUGGUGGCUACCCUGCUGCCUACCUAGACACUCUCCCCAAGACUCCUGCAAUGCAAAAAUGUACACAAACCAAGCCUGGGUGUUUUCUAUACCAGAAACCCUUCAACUACAAUCUUUGCAUGAAAUGAAGAAAACCUUUUGACUUUUUUAAAAUUCCUUUUUCUUUUCUCAAGUUUUAGGGGGCAUUUGCACAUAUAUUUGUACUCAACAUUUCAUGGGAAAGCGGCAGACCCGAGCUGAGGAACAGCGUGGGCAGGGAGGGAAGACUGUGGUCUGGACACUUCCUCCAACACAAGCCCUUCCCCCCACCUCCUGCUCCCUCCCCUUCUCUCACCCUCCAAUGUAAAAUAAUCAGAAACUUGUUCUAUUUUGUGGCAGUGACAAUAGUUUUAUAUUAAAAGAAAAAAAUACAGUUUUCAUACAGCAAAAUCUAUACAAUAUCAUUGUUUUAUUUAAUAUAAAAAUCGCUACCCACCCUCCUUCCAUAUUUCCCAUCUUCCAAGUUAUUUUACCUUUCUGCAGCAGUUGCACUACAGGUAGCUACUGUGUAUUAUGGACAAAUGAAAAAUGAAUUCUUUUUUCCGGCUGUCCAUCUAUUUUAUUUCAAAUAAGGAAGUGUAUUUGGAUUUUGUGUAAAUACAUCUAGUGACAUUUUUUCAAUGUUUUUUAAAACUGUGUACAGUACUACAUGUGGUAGAGCGUUUUCUCAAGUUGUCUAUUGUAGCAAAAGCGUUUUUGUCGUAAACCUGUUCUGUCUCCUUUUUUUGUUCUCUUGCCACUUCUCUUCCUCCCAAUCCUGGCUCCCUCCUCUCCUUCCACCCCCACAACUAGUACCAAUGUACAUAGUAAAUGUAAUGUUUUAGACUUUACAGAAACUUUCCUGUAUUCUGUAUAUAAAAAAGAAAAAUACUUCAAA
Molecule: messenger RNA, 2964 nt
Organism: Castor canadensis (American beaver)
Lineage: Eukaryota; Metazoa; Chordata; Mammalia; Rodentia; Castoridae
Source: RefSeq, a predicted model, not a curated record